CAACAAACAGAUGUAGUUUCUUUUUUAAAGAGAAAAGAAUAAAAUGACUUCAAAAUUAAAUUUGUUGAGUACAAUUAUAAAGCAAGCUUCAGCCGACAAAUUAUUUAAUCUGUUAAAUUCUAUUGAUGGAAAUAAAGAUUUAGUACUUGAUAAAGAAUUGAUAUGUUCUUUGGAUUACAUAGCCAGUUUUAGCCAGCUAAAGACUUGCAAAGUUGAGAAAGUUUUCAAAUUGGAACCUGGGGCUGCUCCUGGUCGCACUGAGAAAUGUGUAUAUCUCAUAAAGCCUACAAUACAAAAUACUAAAAUCAUUGCUGACCAUAUCAGUGCAAGCAGAAGUAUAGAUAGUAAUAAAAGAUUUUGGAUAAUUAAUGUACCAAGGAAGCUUUUUGCUUGUGAAACAGUGCUCGAAAGAGAAGGAGUCUAUGGUCAUGUUAAGCAGAUGGAACUACCUUUGGGUUUCUUGUGCCUUGACAGAGAUUUAUUUUCUCUUGAGUUACCAGAUUUCUUUAAUUCUUUCUAUAUAAAAGGAGAUCUCACCUAUGUACAUACUGCUGCAAUGGCCUUAGUUCAGUUAUGUAAGAUUUGUGGACCAUUACCGAAAAUAUUUGGUCAGGGAAAAUGUGCAAAGAUGGUGAUUGAUUUGAUGAAUCUCAUAAUGAAAGAAACAACUUUUGACUCUAGUGGAUCAGAUAAAUUAUCUCAUCUAGUUAUUUUAGACCGAGAUAUAGAUUAUGUCUCUGUACUUUUAUCUCAACUUACCUAUGAAGGAAUGCUGGACGAAUUUUUUGGAAUUAAUAGUGGUCGCAUAAUAUUUCCAAAGGAAGUGACUGCAAAAGAGGAAUCAAUAAAAGUUGUACUGAAUAGCAGUGAUGUCGUGUUCAGUGAAAUAAGAAAUAACUACUUUGCUAGUGUAUUUAGCUUGUUGCGAGACAAAGCAAAAGAACUUCAAGCUAAAAGUGAAACCUCAUCAAUGUCUCUUGGUGAUAUAAAAAAGUUUGUUACCCAAGAAAUGAAAAAUAUUCGACAACAGCACACUUCUCUUUCCUUGCACAUUGGAGCUUGUGAAGUUAUUUUAAAUACAAAAAGUGAAGAAAAUUUUCAAGAACGCUUAAGAAUAGAGCGUGAUAUUUUAGAAGGUCAAAAUUUAAGAGAAUGUCUUACCUAUACUGAAGAUGUUAUCAAUAGACAAGAUAGCUACUCCAGUGCCUUAAGAUUGAUGUGUCUUCUUUCUAUUUCACAAGAUGGCUUAUUAUCUGCUGAUUAUGAAUCACUAGCAAUUCAGUUUCGUCAGAGUUAUGGCUGUAAAUAUGUAUCAACUCUAUACAAGUUGAAGAAACUUGGCCUGCUGUUAGACCAAGCACCACUACUGCCACCCAGCAGUGUAAGAUCUAGCAAAAUAACAGAAGUAGCCACUAACAAAGCUACUAAAAUUGCUGAGAAAGUUGCCACUGCUGUUGCAUUUCCCAAAUAUAGCUCAUUUAGAGCAAUUUCUAAGAAAUUUAAUUUGAUACCUUCAGAAGAACAGAGCAUUGAUCUGAAAAAUCCAACUGAUAUGAGUUAUGUCUUUGGUGGAACAUAUGUGCCAUUAGUUGGAAAAAUAACAGAACAAAUUGUUGUUCAUGGCACACUAAAGAAUCUCGAAGAAAAUAUGAAGCUUUUACCAGGUUCCACUUUAAUAAAUUAUAAGGCAGACAAAGAUACUGGAUAUGUCAUUCCUACUAAAGACAUUGCUUCGAAAACUGUUUUUGUUUAUGUUUUGGGUGGUAUUACUUUUGCUGAAGUGGCAGCAUUAAGACUGUUAGGACAGUUGCAUGGUUGCAAAAUUCUGAUUGGCACCACAUCAUUCAUCAGUGGCAAUUCUCUGCUGAAAUCACUCUCACCAGUCGAUGAAAGUUGAAAAUACUUAUUGCAGUAUUUUAUUUACAUUCCAGUGUAUAGCUUUGAUUGAGAUAUUUUGAAUCAUCUGUUAUUUUAUUAUAUGUACAAAGUAUAUGAAAUAAAUUUUAUAUUAUUUAAAGAUA
This is a messenger RNA of Argiope bruennichi, 2021 nucleotides long. Its product is annotated as vacuolar protein sorting-associated protein 33B-like. Bases 44 to 1897 code for a protein of 617 amino acids. The transcript is spliced from 19 exons. The record is from RefSeq and is a predicted model, not a curated record. NCBI's taxonomy places the organism in Eukaryota, Metazoa, Arthropoda, Arachnida, Araneae, Araneidae. Gene Ontology annotation, cellular component: lysosome; CORVET complex. Gene Ontology annotation, biological process: vesicle-mediated transport; intracellular protein transport.